CCAUCGCCAUUCCCCACGAAGAGUCCCCGAAUAUUCCCUCUUCCGCUUCCCCCUCCCCUUCUUCUUCUCCUCCUCAUCCCGCCGCGAAAUUCUCGAGCGAUUCGAUCCAAUUGUCCUUCCUGAUUAUCCUCACGGGUUCGCGAUGAAGUUCGGCAAGAGCCUGAGCAACCAGAUCGAGGAGACGCUGCCGGAGUGGCGCGACAAGUUCCUGUCCUACAAGGACCUCAAGAAGCGGCUCAAGCUCAUCGCCAACACCGGCGCCGGCGAGCGGCGGAGCAAGCGCCAGCGCGUCGGGACCGGGGGCUCGCCGCCGCCGAUGACGCCGGAGGAGGCCGGGUUCGUCUGCCUCCUCGAGGCCGAGCUCGAGAAGUUCAACGCCUUCUUCAUGGGGAAGGAGGAGGACUACGUCAUCCGGCAGAAGGAGCUUCAGGGACGUGUGUUGAGGGCGGCUGAGACGGGCUCCGCGGAGGAGCUCAUGCGCGUGGGGAAGGAGAUCGUCGAUUUCCACGGCGAGAUGGUGCUGCUCGUGAACUACAGCGCUCUCAACUACACCGGAUUGGUUAAAAUUCUCAAGAAAUAUGACAAGAGGACCGGUGCGCUGAUCCGCCUCCCUUUCAUCCAAAGGGUACUGCAGCAGCCCUUUUUCACCACUGACCUCCUUCACGAGCUUGUAAAGGAAUGCGAGGUGAUGUUGGACCAGCUCAUACCGGCAAACGGACCUUCUGUACCAAGGGAAGACCUUGAAGGAGAGAGUGACAACGACGAGAGGCCUUCAGAGCCCAUCUCUUCUUUGGCCAAUAGCGGUGGAGUCCUGGAGCUGGACGAGAUCGAGGACAUGAGGGGCAUGUACAUGAGGAGCACGGUGGCCGCGCUCCGGGCGCUGAAAGAGAUCCGGAGUGGGAGCUCGACGGUGAGCGUGUUCUCCAUGCCUCCUCUGCACGGCAGCAAUGGGCAGGAGGAGCAGGAGAGGUGAAACGAGAUAUUUGGGAACGAUUCAUCAGGAACAGGAGAUUUGCUCUCUCCUCUGUCUCAUGUAACUCGGUUAUGUUUUAAUCUAUGGUUGGAGGAUGCUGUAAAUGAGGUGGAAAGAGGAUCAGUAUACAUCCAUAAACAGUGCAGUUUACUUUGUUUGUGUUUAUGCGAGUAAUAUGAACAUCGUGUUUUUUUAUUCUUGUGUUUAUUAGCACAUUUUUUGUGUCUGGAGAAAAACUAUUUGUACUCCUACACUCGUCUUAUACUCGUCAUGCUGAUGAUCAUGUUUGUUUAGGGUAAAGCUGGUGCUUUAUUACGAACGGGAUGAUUGGGGCAGAUUGCCCGCUACAACUUCAAGGAUUGUACAUUUCCUCUCCAACUCUGAUUAAAAGUCGUUCGACAUUGUACGAUGGGAGUUCUCCAAGAUAGAUUAUGAAAUUGGCUCUCGACCAUGUCCCGAAGAGGAACGGAGGAACCUACAAUACUGUACAAAAUUACUAUUUUACACAUUAGAGACGCCUGCUGCAAUAUUAGUGGUCUGGAGUUAGCACUACACACCUGCAUGGUUGCAAAUUUGCACAUACCGACC
This is a messenger RNA of Lolium rigidum, 1561 nucleotides long. Its product is annotated as SPX domain-containing protein 1-like. The transcript has 3 exons. Gene Ontology annotation, biological process: cellular response to phosphate starvation. The record is from RefSeq and is a predicted model, not a curated record. NCBI's taxonomy places the organism in Eukaryota, Viridiplantae, Streptophyta, Magnoliopsida, Poales, Poaceae. Bases 143 to 973 code for a protein of 276 amino acids.